This is a messenger RNA of Oncorhynchus masou masou (cherry salmon), 1244 nucleotides long. RefSeq names its product protein regulator of cytokinesis 1-like. Lineage: Eukaryota; Metazoa; Chordata; Actinopteri; Salmoniformes; Salmonidae. Gene Ontology annotation, cellular component: cytoplasm; spindle; mitotic spindle midzone. Gene Ontology annotation, molecular function: microtubule binding. The coding region runs from base 180 to 1244 and encodes 354 amino acids. Gene Ontology annotation, biological process: mitotic spindle midzone assembly; microtubule cytoskeleton organization. The record is from RefSeq and is a predicted model, not a curated record. The transcript has 8 exons.
UUCGGUGAAGAAUUUGAACCGAGUCGCGGAAGCAGCGGACAGACAGAGUACGCUUCGAUAUAGCUAGAAACUACCAUAUUUAUGUGGUUUCAGUGUAUUUUAAUUAAAGAAACCUAUUUUAGCCAACACAUUUUUUAUUUUAUUUAACCUGUGUUGUCUUUUUUCGGUGGACCGUGACCAUGAGGAGGAGUGAAAUCCAUGCUGCGGAGUCGGUAGAAUGUCUGAAUCGAGCCCUUAACCGGUUGAAGGACAUCUGGGAGGAAAUAGGAAUUCCAGAGGAUCAGAGACUACAAAGGACUGAUGUGGUUAGGAAACAUAUCAAAGGCUUGCUGGACAUGAUGAUUGCAGAGGAGGACAGUCUAAGGAAGAGAUUGAUGAGCAGCAUAGAAUCCUGUCGUAAAGAGCUGGAUGUUCUGUGUACUGAGCUUCAACUAUCCCCGUUUGAGGAGGACGAGGGGAGGACGAUGCUACAGCUGGAGAAGGACAUCAGGUCACGCCUGGAGGUGAUGAUGAAACAGAAGAGUCAGAGGGUUAAGGAGCUGAAGAGACUGUCCAAGCAGGACCGGGAGCUGUGUGACCUCAUGUGUUCAGUCCCCUUCUGUAUCGACAUGGACACGGUCCCUUCCCUGGAGCAACUGGACAGCUAUCGCUCUUACCUCAACGAUCUCACUAAAGAGAAGGAUCGUCGCCACGGUGAGUUUGUGGGUAUCAAGCGUCGGAUCAUUGUGUGUAUGGAGGAGCUGGACCAGCUGCCAGACACCAGCUUUGAGAGGGACGUGGUGUGUGAGGACGAGGAGGCCUUCUGUCUGUCCGGCGACAACAUCACAGCUCUCCGACUGCUGCUGGGACAGCUGGAGGAUCGUAAGACCGAGAAUGAGUUGGUGUGUAACUCCUACCGCAGUAAGAUCCAGGAGCUGUGGGAGAGACUGCAGGUCCUCCCGGAGCAACGAGAGAGCAUGUCUGAUCACAUGGUCCAGUCCAGGAAGAGAAACAUGGAUGCUUUGGAAGCAGAGUGCCGGCGCCUGGAUGAGCUGAAAAUGAAGAACAUGAAGAAUGUGAUAGAAGCCAUCAGGGCCGAGGUGGCUUUGUUCUGGGAGAGGUGUUUCUACAGCCUGGCGCAGAGACGGGCCUUCACACCCUACUAUGAUGUUGACUUCACCGUGGAGCUGCUCAACCUACAUGAGGCGGAGCUGCUGAGUCUGAAGAAGCAUUACGAAGACCACAGGAGCUGUUUGAAGGAGUAA